Messenger RNA from Helianthus annuus (common sunflower), 873 nucleotides. RefSeq lists its product as uncharacterized. Lineage: Eukaryota; Viridiplantae; Streptophyta; Magnoliopsida; Asterales; Asteraceae. The record is from RefSeq and is a predicted model, not a curated record. Bases 99 to 629 code for a protein of 176 amino acids. Gene Ontology annotation, biological process: maturation of 5.8S rRNA. The transcript is spliced from 5 exons.
UCAUCUUUCUUGUCUAAAACCCUCGCCAGCAGAAAAAAAGGGAGCAGGGGCGUUCCGCGUUUGUUCAUCGUUCUGCCGUAACCCUAAUUUUCAAUUCAAUGGCGAAGCGCGAGUUAUCAAGCACAUUGAGGAACUUGAAGUUCAUGCAAAGAGGGGCAAAGAAGGAGGAGAACACCAAAAAGGAAGAAGAGGUCAUACCUGAUGGAAAUUUUGGAUCUUACAUCACCAAAAAAUGUAUGGUUAUUAUGGAAGGGGAUCCUAGUCCAGGGGCCAUUAAAGGCCGGAUGUCAUUUCAAAGUUUUAAUCCAUCUAUUGAUAAAUUGAACGAGGAGGCUUCAAACCCAAGACAAUCUGACGGUGAUGCAACAUCCUCUGGUGAUCAAGGAGGGAAACCAUCCAAUAGAGAGGAUGGAGAAUCGGUAAGCUUGAAUAACAAUAAAACGAACGGAGACCUCAAAAGGAAACAAGCUGAAGCCACAACAGAUGUACAACUUACCAAUAAAUCAGAAAAUAUUAUCGAAGGCAACCCGGGUUCUUCCUCAAAUAACAGUAGGAAAAAAUCUCAUAAGCGAGGAAAGCUCGACUUCAAUGUUUUAAGAUCGCCAAAGAGUCAAAACAGAACGGGCUGAUUUCUUUCAGGGUAUACAUUUAAGAAUAUGGUACUCAAUUAAAAUUUUAGCUCCUCAGGAUUAGUCAUUUAGAUGCCAUGUAACCUUCUGGCAAGCUUAUCAUGUUCAGAGUGUAAGUUCAGUGGCCCACAGGGAAGUUCAAUUGUUGAUCUACUCAUUAUUUGACUGCUUGUAUCUUGUUUAAGUUUGUAUUAGUUAUGAUGAAAGAACAAUAUUUUUUUAUUUAACUGUGUUGGCAGUGUUA